CUUGGGCCACGAUGGCACCUCCCAUGGCAUGUGCUCUUACUGUCUUCAGGGCCUCGUUGCGAUGCGAAAGAGAUUACUGCCGAGGACUCCCUAGUCCUGGUGACUGAUCGACUAGCCCAUGCUACAGAACAAUUCUUCGAUUCGUAUCCCGCGCCCAUUCGUCCCGGCCUGGUCUCUUUCUGACGGGUUUCUGGGCCCUGAGACUUGGACCUUCAUCAAACCCAAAGUUUAGUCCCGUCUGGAUACCUCUGUCCGGAGCCGUACUACGCACAGCCUUAACAACCCCUGGGUUCCGCUGCCCACUUUCUGUUGAGGUUCUGUGCCAUCGCCCCGUCCUUUCCGCCCCCUUCAUAGGUUGUCCAUGGACCUGCAACUGCAUACCGUCUGGACUGACCUCACAUCGCCACCCCGCUACGGCCGAUUCCCUGCAUUGUGAACAGGACCCCCGAGUGGUUGAAUCACAGGCAUUGUACUUUGAUGCCAUACCAUUUUGGAGAGGAUAGAGAAGAAACAUCACGAUCUGGGCCCCCAUUAUAUCUAGGCUCACACUCAGCCUCCGGCGCCGGCGCGCCCGUCUGAGCAAGCAAGCAGGAGACUGGCAAGCAGUGCCGCCCUUGCGUCGACCUAUCAAACUUGCUCGGUCCGCUGCAGGGCGAGCGUGCAGAGGCCGGCAGGGCAAACACGACGGAUUCUGACGGCUAUUUGAUGUAUCGGGGAGAGCAGGACUUCUAGUGCAGGGCCGCUUCGGACAAGUUUGACAGAUCGUGUUGUACUGCGAUUAAUCCUGCGAGCGAAGCGAGGACCGGUUCAGCCCGCGACCAGACCAGCCGGCGUAACGCGCGUCAGCGUCAAAAAAAGCUGAAGCUCCCCAAGCGCGCCCGCAUCCUACCACACAGCACCGCAGCCAAAAUCAUCUGAGCUUUUAGACCGCCCGCGGCGCUUCUCUCCCGCAAAGCAUCUCCAAAUCAUCACCUCACGCGAGCCAGUUUUUGAGUUGCGGAAGUCAAGCGCAGCAGACGCUUGGCAACAAGCUUCGGCUGAAAGCAGAGAGGCGACGCAUACCAAACCAAGUCGAAACGUCGAGACUUCAGUACCGCAGCGAACGAGGGGUGGUGGUGGCGACGACAAGGUUUCUCUCAGUCAAAGUCCUAUCGGACAUCGCCCGGCACUUCCACCCGUUCCAUCUGCACGCUGCAGGCUGGCAGCUGCUCGUUCACCAGUACCGGUCGCCAGUUCGAAUCCAGACACACUCAGGACUGUCGAGGCACCCAAAGGAGCCCGAGCCCGAGCCAAAGAGCGCUCGUGGAGUAUUUCCGGACCGCGGCCUUCGCCUCUUGACCAUCUGUCAGAGAGCAGAGCCUGGCAAAUUGCACCGACUCACAGUCGGCUUUACUAUCGUACAGGUCUCACCGAGACGAGUGCUACAUACGUAGCUCGAGCGGCCGCAGGUGCCGAUCGACACGGAAGUCGAAGUAACCCUGGGUGACGACCCUAGGAGUCGCGCUGAUUCAUCCGAGAUUCUCAUCUCACACGAGACGAUCGCAAAGCCUCUUAUUCCUCAUUCCACCUUUUGGGUUUACAACCAGGACGUCGGCUCCUGUCGAUCACUCUUGCGCGCGCACAGCACACAGACCUUUGCUAGGCCGCAUUGCAUUUUAGCAUUUCUCCUCGUGAGACCUAAUCCCAGAUCCCGGCAACCUUACGAUCUUUGGACGAGCAGGCGGCCUCGGCCGGUGGGUUGACAAACGCACCCUCGGCGCUUAAAACUUUGGGAGGCGAGGAAGCGUGCUGCGGGCACAACGGCGCAUCUGCGCAUCUGCGAGACUUGCCGGCACAACCGUCUCAAACCACCAAGCAGCGCGCUCGCCUCAGUGAGGACGACGGCUUUCGACGCGGCUUUCUCAGGUCUGUCCUUUUGAACAGGUUCAUCAAGCAACAGAAUUUUCGUCUGGGAAGGCCAUCUACCGACAGCUUCGUGAGACCCGCCCGCAACCGCGGCCGAAGCAUAUCCGGCACCAUCGUUCCUAGCUGUCGCAGGUGACAGCUCGAUCAGUCGCGGGACACAACAACGAAAGUUUUUUGCAGGGUCCAGCAUAUGCGCUCUUGCAGCGCACCAGUUUCACGAGAUUUUCCGUGCUACCGCCCUACGCCUACGGGGACACCACAAAACUGCAUCCUGGGCAUUGAGCGUCGAGUUGCGUGCCCACAGCUAAUCAUAAUAUUGAAUGAAAAUGACUUCUUUCACCGCCAUGAAUGGGGCUGGCUCACCCAAGGCCGCCAAUGCCAAUGGCGAUCCCAUCGGCGCAAAGCGUGCAGGCUCCUCGGAGAGGACCUGCGGCCCUGCGCAGAACUCAGACCAGGCGCCGAAGCAGCCGCCUCCAAGUGACGCCAACACCACCCACAGGGACCGGGACGGCUGGGCUCAGGGCGGCCCGGGCCACGAGAGACAGCCAUACUCCCCGGCCAAGUAUGCGGACAUGGACAGCUCACACAAGCGCAAGAGGUCAAGCUCUACCGAAUCGCCGCGGGGAGAAGGAGCCGCGCAGAACGAGAGGCAGCAAGAGGACGCCCGCCUGGAGCGAUCACGGGAAUCCGAACCAAGGGACCGGGACCCGUAUGAGCGUGAUGCGCGGGGUCGGCAGUACCGGUCGUAUGGCGACGACGGGCGGGAUCGUGAGCGGGAUCGUGACUCGUGGUAUUCUCCGCACGAGAGGCGGGACGACCGGGACCCCUACAGCCAACCACCGUCGGCGGCGCCGGACUCUGCAAACACCGAAGAACAGAUCGGAGAUGCCCUGCGAAGAGCUACGGAGGACUACCCACAGACCAGCCCGGACGGCGACGACAUGUCAAUGACCUACUCUGGUCAAUAUACUCCUGAGCAGAGGAGGGACGGCGUUGUCCAGUCCGACCCGAAGAAGAGGAAACGAAACUUUAGCAACCGGACCAAGACGGGCUGUCUGACGUGUCGCAAGAGAAAGAAGAAGUGCGAUGAGGCCAAGCCAGAGUGUAGUAACUGUCUGAGGGGGGGCUUUGUCUGUGCUGGAUAUCCUCCGCAGCGAGGGACGUGGCCCAAGCCCGAGAACAAGGUGCAGACCAUCCAGAUCGAGUCCAAAGACCCGAACUAUGUGCCACCAGGGGCGUACGGGAUGCCACAACCAGCCGUCUUCCCGCCCCAGCAUGGGAAGCGUGAACCCCUACCGUCCUACCGAGGCCAGCCGCUGCGGAUCGAACCACCACAGGGGCGGCCCGUGCUCACCGACGACGACAGGCUCACAGCCUCGACCCUGCCGACCGCCUCGGUGAUGGACCCUAACGAGAAGCUAUCGGCGUUGUCGUCGGCGUACCCCAACACGCCGGCCAACGUGUUCCCGACCCCAGUCAGCGCCGCACCGGUGCCCUUCCCGGAGCGGGGGGCCAAGGACUACCAGCGGGUGCCGCCGCUACACGACCUCACGCGGACCGAGCCCGACCUCACGCCACAGAGCACGACACUGCCGCACAUCAACAUCAUGCAUGCGACGCGGACCAACAGCCCCAUAGCGACCUCCCAGUCCGGCGCGAACCCGCAGGCGACGGCGCAGCUGGCGCUAUCGCACACGUCGCAGUUCCCCUCGCCGAUAGUACCGCCCACAAGCGCGGCGGGCGGCCCGGCGGGCAGCGGGGGGCCCGGCAGCGGCAGCGGCAGCGGCAGCGUCAUCGGCGGCAACAACAACCCGGGGCGGCGGGAGAAGGACGAGAUGAUCGCGGGGCGGCCGUUCUACCCGUUCGAGAAGGAGCUGGUGCUGGAGCGGGAGCGGUGCAACGCGGCGUGCUGGCGGUUCAACAACAGCACGAACCCGAACAACGGGGUGUCGCCGGCGGAGCGGGCGCGGCUGUUCCGGGAGAUCCUGAUGCCGCGGGACCCGAUCCAGCUGAGCCCGACGCAGUCGAGCCCGGUGACGCACACGGGCCGCGUCGGCGAGAACGUGGUGGUGGAGGCGCCCUUCACGUGCGACUACGGGUACAACAUCUCGAUCGGCAAGAACACGGUGGUGGGGCGCAACUGCACGGUGCUGGACGCGUGCGAGCUGACGAUCGGGAACAACGUCGUCAUCGGGCCCAACGUCAACUUCUACACGACCUCGAUGACGACGGACCCGCGGCGGCGCAACGGGGCGCGGGGCCCCUGCACGGGCAAGGGCAUCGUCAUCGAGGACGACGUCUUCAUCGGGGGGUCGGUCACCAUCCUCGGGGGUGUGAGGAUCGGCAGGGGCACGACGGUGGGCGCGAUGAGCCUCGUGAGCAAGUCCCAGCCCGCGCACGUCAUCGUCGCUGGCAACCCUGCCAAUGUCACGAGGGGCGUUGCUUCAAUGUACCCAUGAGAGGGUAGGGGAUGGGGGAGAGGGGGGAGAGGCCCGAAGCGGGCGGAUGAGCGAGUGUAGCACCUGGUCGAGACGAUAAUGGAUGACCUGACUAGACUGAGGGGAUUCACAACAUGGUGGUGCAGUUGGAAGCGGAGGGCUGUUCCCAAAGUGUCGUCUUUUCUCCUCGUUGUUGUUGUUGCUGUUCCUGUAUUGCUCUUUUUUGAUAUUGUUUGAUUGUCGUUUUUGGGGUUUUGCUUAUUGUUUUUUGUUUUUUUUUACUCUAACCUGCCCGGCUGUUCUUGCUUGCCCAAGAUACCCAACAUUAAUGCCCUUUAUGAAAAAAGCCAUCGUUUCUUACACACACACACACACACGCUGGUCUUGAUCUCCUUCUCGUAUCACCUCUCCUGGUGUGGUACAUGUGAGGGAUGUAGGGUGAAGGGGGAAAUGAGGGGGGAUUGGUACUGCCACUUUGUUUUCGUCCUCACUGUGUGCUUUCUGCUUGUUCUCUGCGCUGUUGCAAAAGGGCAUUUUCGUGGGGUAUAUACGCUGGCAAGGUCAUACAUAACUACAGCGGGGGACAUUGAAGCCAUAGAUUCGGGGGUCCUGUAUGAAGGAACGUACGUGAUGGGAGCUGUUGACAGGUGGUGGAUUGGAGAGAGAGAGAGUGAGAGUGAGAGUGCAGUCUAUCUGAUGUGUUGAUUAGACAGGCAUGUGGUGAUGCAGUCGAUGUGAUGUGAAGUUGGUGUACUGUAAUUGUAUUCCACCUGGGCGGAAUAAACGGAGAAUUGCAUUUUCUAUACCAA
Messenger RNA from Diaporthe batatas, 5152 nucleotides. RefSeq lists its product as uncharacterized. Gene Ontology annotation, biological process: regulation of DNA-templated transcription. Gene Ontology annotation, molecular function: acetyltransferase activity; zinc ion binding; DNA-binding transcription factor activity, RNA polymerase II-specific. The transcript is spliced from 5 exons. Lineage: Eukaryota; Fungi; Ascomycota; Sordariomycetes; Diaporthales; Diaporthaceae. The coding region runs from base 2226 to 4364 and encodes 712 amino acids. The record is from RefSeq and is a predicted model, not a curated record.